This is a messenger RNA of Meleagris gallopavo (turkey), 1089 nucleotides long. The record is from RefSeq and is a predicted model, not a curated record. Lineage: Eukaryota; Metazoa; Chordata; Aves; Galliformes; Phasianidae.
CUGGCACCCUUCUGCCAGACUCCACUGACGAUGGAGUUUGGUAGGAGGAUAUGGUUACAAGAAUGGGCUUUCCUUUUAGCGCUUUGCUAUACCCAUCAGAUAGUUUCAUCUGAGGUGAAAAUCAUCCAGCAAACAUCAACAAAUCCAGUAAUAACACCUUCCAACCCUGCUCACAAUGGCCGUGUAUGCAGCACAUGGGGCAACUUUCACUUCAAGACUUUUGAUGGAGACAUCUUCUACUACCCUGGGCUCUGUAAUUACGUUUUUGCAUCCCAUUGCAACACUGCCUAUGAAGAGUUUAACAUCCAGAUUAGGCGUACCCUGGUGGAAAAUAUUCCUACAAUCCACCGCAUCGCCAUAAAACUUGAAGGUGUAGCUGUUGAGCUAACAAAGGAUGUUGUCCUGAUCAACAGCAACAGAGUUCAACUGCCAUACAGUCAAGCUGGAAUUACUAUAGAGAGAAGCAGCAUUUAUGUGAAAGUUGUCAGCAAAGCGGAUAUUGUAUUUAUGUGGAAUCAGCGUGACAGUAUCUUGUUAGAACUGCAUGAGAAAUAUGCCAAUCAGACCUGUGGUCUUUGUGGGGACUUCAACGGCAUUCCAGUUUACAAUGAGUUCUAUUCAAACAAUAUCAGAAUGACAGCCUUACAGUUUGGGAAUAUGCAGAAAAUGGAUGGGCCAACAGAGUACUGUGAAGACCCAAUUCCUUCUCCACCAGAUAAUUGCACAAAUAACUUUGAUGACAUAUGUCAGAAAACAUUGACCAGCUUUGCAUUUGCAGACUGUAAUGGCCUAGUUAAUGUUAGUGAGUACAUUAUGGCUUGCCAAGAAGACUUGUGCCGCUCUGAAGAGUUAAAAAACGCCUCAUGUAUCUGUGAUACUAUUGCUGAAUACUCCCGGCAGUGUGCUCAUGCUGGUGGGGAACCUUUGAACUGGAGAACCUCAAAACUGUGCCCCAAGACAUGUCCUUACAACAUGCAGUAUUCGGAGUGCAGAUCCCCCUGCACUGACACAUGCACUAAUCCUGAACGAUCUCAGUUUUGUGAAGAGCACUGUAUGGAUGGUUGUUUCUGUCCCCAAGGCAAGUUCUAA